Molecule: messenger RNA, 754 nt
Organism: Spirometra erinaceieuropaei
Lineage: Eukaryota; Metazoa; Platyhelminthes; Cestoda; Diphyllobothriidea; Diphyllobothriidae
Source: the annotation of a GenBank genome assembly
AUGGAAUUCUCUAACUUGAUUUUUAUCAUUGUUUCUACAAACGACAAACUCGGUGACCUGGUAGGGCCUUUCCUUAUCUGUUUUAUCAAAUUUUAAGGUUCUGUUUGAAAAACAGCCUCCUGUUGGAAGCAUUGGGAUCAAUCUUCGUGAAACCUACGACAGUUACACCCUCCUCGGCAGUGAUAGGGUUCGUUACCACCUAGGCCUUUUUGCGUUUUUCGAUUGAAUCUUUGAUGUCGUGCUAGCCUUUUCUCCGCUCAGUUAUUGUCGGCAUCCCGUUUCCCUCUUGUGUGUAUUUAGCAGUUUUCGUGUAGAGAUUCUCAUUGACAGGCCAGUUCACUUAAGCUUCUGCCGUUCUUUUAAAGACAGUUGAGUCUCACCCGACUUUGUUUUCCUGGUCCUUUAAGUCAACCUAUUCCUACUGAUUUUGCUGAAGAUGUUUAACUACCUCGGCAACAGAUGCUGCUCAGUCAUGCAAACUUUUCAGUCGAUUCGAAAUCCCUAACACUCAUGAGUGCAAUUCUACCUCACUCUAAGAUCUUAGAGUGUGCAUGAUUUGCUGUUAAUUUUUGUAGUCCCACAAAUUCCCACAAUUUCACCUUAUUCUUUCCUUUAGGACGAAUCCCACUUACUUGCGAAAAAGAUAGCAAUGGACUUGAAGACAGACAAACCCGUCAUUGUCAGCUCAACUUUACGUUCGCCGAUUUCGUUUUCUGAUGCAUCUUUUUUGUGUGCUCAAUUGCAAAAUCAUUAG